GGGGGGAGGAGGAGGGGGAGUUUGGGAAAGAAUGUGUGGAAUUCAUUUCCUGUUCUGCAGCUCUGAGAGUCAGAGCGACGGAGGAGACAGACGAGUCAUGGCCGAGUCUGAACUCACUCUGAUCUGAGACAUGAAGGAGAAGGAGCUCUGACUCCUCUCGGCUCCUGCUGGAUUACUCUGUCUGUGGAGGAGGAGGAGGAGGAGGAGGGGGUCCACCAUGGCCGAGCCCCUGCUGAAGAGGACCUUCUCUAGGCUCAGGGGCAAAGACAGAUCUCGGAGGAAGACCGAUCCCAAACUGAGCGAUGUUCCAGUCAAGUCUGACUCUGUCCAGAUGUCUCCAUCGCCAUUGUCGCCAUUGACGACAACAACCAGAACUGUGACACCGGCGGACCCUGACCCCCCCUCACCCCCACGCAACCACAUCACAGUCGCUAAGAAACAGCAGUGGGCUCUGCAGGGCUCUGCAGCUCCACUCACAUUUCUGUCCUCAAGCUCCGCCCACAGGCCCUCCACCCGGGACCGCCCGUCAGGGAUAUCCCAAGAUGCACCUGGCCAGGCCUGGAGCCAGAAGCUUGCACAGGACAAGACGGAGCAGUGCAGCGACAGGAUAUGCGUCAGUCUGGCCUUGGAUAUAACCAGCACCCCCUGUCUUCCUGUCAGUUCCUCAUCAGUACAGCAGGAAGCCUCCCCGCCAGCAGGGGGCUCCUCUGACAUUCCCACCACCUCUGUCAGCACCAAACUGUCUGGCCAGCGUGCCUACCUGCAGAGCCUGGAUCGCAGCAGCCGAGCCUGGGUGCUGUCGUCAGGAAAGUCCCAGGCCUUGGAUGAGGUCUGCAGGCUGCAGGAACAGAACGGCAGUAACAUCUGGUACAACCCAAUCCCUGAGGAGGAGGACACCGGGGGUCCACGCCGGGAGGAGGAGAUAUGGAGGAGAAAGGACGAGAGGGAGGAAGGAGGAGCAGUGAGGAGGGUGGGGCCAGGCGAUACCAGAGGAGAGCUUGGAGGAGUGUGGGUGGGGUCAGCAGAGGUUUGUAGCAGCAACUGUGCAUUGGAGGGCGCCAAUCCAAGUGUCAGCCACCAUAUUGACAACAUCACAGCAGACAACACAGAUUCCCCUGCCACAGACUCUAGCCCCGCCUCCCAAAAGAAAGGGGGCGUGUCUGGCAGCAUGAUUGACAGGCUGCGGUCUCCUGGUACGGUGAGGAAACUCUCCCUAAAAAUGAAGAAACUCCCUGAGCUACGACGCAAACUCAGCCUUCGCUCGUCCUCCCGCGCUCAUCGCCAGGGAAAUGACAGCAGAGGGGGCGGUGAUGAGUCGGCUGGAAAGACAAUGACAUCAUCAUCAGUGAUGUCCAACCAGAAUGUGAUCAGCAGAUAUCACCUGGAUAGUUCUGCCCCUCCUGCCCGACCCCUGCGACGAUCGUCCAGAGGUCGUUCUGCCAGUAAAGGAGGUUAUCUCAGUGAUGGGGACUCCCCAGAACUGUUGCCACGGCAACAAGGCUCUCAACCAACAACUUCCCAGGAAACAGCAUGCGAUGUCAGUUCAUUCCAGUUGUAUGUGGGUUCUGAUCCACCACGAUGCAGUCAACGGGUGACGGGGUUACUGACCAUCCACCUGCUGGGCCUGGAAGAGAUGAAGACCGGCAGGUCAGAGGGCAGUAAAGACAUCUUCCUGGCCAUCCAGAUUGACGGGGUGACCAGAGCCAGGACCGCCCUCCUGAACCUGCGAGGCCCCGCCCUCUCAUUGAACCACACCUUCCACCUGGAGCUGGAGAGGGCCCGGCAGCUCCGCAUCGUGGUCCUGACACCAGCCAGUCCUCAGGCAGUGGGGGGUACUAAACCAGGGACGGAUCAGAGCCAGACUUCAGGUGGUCCAACCAGGAACAGAGUCUGCUGCCUGGGUGGAGUCUCCAUCCCUCCACUCUUUAAAGGGAGUCGUAGUCAGCAGCUCUGUGUGAAGCUGGAGCCCCGAGGACUUCUGUACAUCAAACUGUCUCUGCAAGAAAAGUGGGUCACACAGCCCAGCAGGGACACAUCAGCACCUGCUAAUGUGUUUGGGGUUGAACUGCACCACCUGGUGGAGAAAGAAGGUUCUGCAGCUCCAGUCCCUCUGCUGAUCCAGAAAACUGUGGCAGAGAUAGAACAACGAGGGCUGAAGGUGGUGGGUCUGUACAGACUGUGUGGUUCUGCAGCGGUGAAGAAGGAGCUCAGGGAUUGGUUCGAGAGGAACAGUUCAGCAGUCUGUCUCAGCGAGGACCUCUACCCUGACAUCAAUGUCAUUACAGGUAUUCUGAAGGACUACCUGCGGGAGCUGCCGUCUCCACUCAUCACCAGGACUCUGUACCAGGUGGUCAGGGAGGCGAUGAUUCCUACGACCUCCACCUGCCCCGCCUGCAACCCUGACCCUCUGCUCGCCCAGAGUACCGUGGAACUGCUGUUCUGUCUACCGCCUCCAGAGAGGGCCACUCUGUCUCUGCUGCUGGACCACCUCAGCCUGGUGGCAUCCUUCAACUCGUUCAACAGGAUGACCCACCAGAACCUCGCCGUCUGCUUUGGCCCGGUGCUCCUCACCCCGACUCAGGAGGCCUGGAGGGGAGGAGUAGGAGGAGGGAGGGGAGGAAGGGGGGGAGGGAAAGGGUUGGGUCACAGUGAGGAGAUAGCGAGUGCAGUGGAUUUUAAACGACACAUCGAAGCGUUGCACUACCUACUGCAGCAGUGGCCAGUGCCGACACAUCGAGUCCCGGCAGACGAUCACGUCUGCUCCUCCCCUCCUCCCUCCCCUGUUCUUACCCAUAAUCCCCUGGGCUCUCAGCAGCAGUGGCAUCCCACUCUUCGAUUGGCUCUGCCUCCAAGCUCUGAGGAGGCGGUGGUGGUGUCACGUCGAGAUCGAGGUGGUCUGGCCCGGCUGGAGAGUCCACCGCCAAUCAACCGGUACGCCGGAGACUGGAGCAUCUGUGGUCGAGACCUCCUGUCCGGACAGGAGGCGGACUAUGACGAGGUGGCAGGAAGUGAGAGCGAUGGAGGUAGCGGGGAUGAAGAGGAGGAGGAGAAGAAGGAGGUGUGGUCAUCAGGAGGAGGAGGUCUGUACGUGGACGACUUCUUGGAUUUUGACGCUCCGUUUAACUGUCGACUUAGCCUGAAGGAUUUCGAUACCUUGAUCCACGACCUGGACCGAGAGCUGGCCAAACAGAUCAACAUCUGCCUGUAGAAGAGGAGGAGGAGGAGGAGGAGGAGGAUAAAUUGGUUCUCACUAAAAUGGUCUGAAUUUGUUCAUGACUUGAAUUUUGAAAAUCUGAAUUCUCUGAGUUUUAAAUUUAUCUUGAAACAGAUUUUUGACGUUCCAGAGGAUCAAACAGCCGACCUCAGAUCAGCUGUUACUUCUGACCUCUGACCUCCUCACAGCUUCCUCUGAUCUCUCUGCAGCGACAGUUGAAUGUUGGGCUGAUACAAUUUCUGUUGCAGAAGCUCCGGAUUCAUAGAAGAAAAAUAAUCUGCAUGUUUGAUGUGAAGGAGAUUUAUUUCUAUUUUUAUAAUCAGAGUUUUUACUGAUUAUAAAGUUUUCUCUUUAUAACAAAUUAAGAAAAGUCUGCGGAUGUUUCCUGAGGAAGAGUCGCCAGUCUGCGCCAAAACACAUUAAUCAAAGCAGAUUAAUUUAUUUCUCUAAUCCAAAGGUCAUUGUGUUGUUGUUGUUGUUCUGGGGACUAGGGUCGGAUCAUGUUGGGGCUGUUUGCACUGUUGAAGCCAUAAAUUCAUUUGUUGAACAAACUGCAGAACUCGUCACUCUGCUGCUUCGACCAAUCAGAGUCCUUCUCACUCUGCUCCAGCUCUGCUGAUUGGCUACAGACUGAUGGAUGUGGAGCCUUUGAAAAUAUUUCUGGACUACAACCAGAGCUUCCUGCAGAGCUAUGGAUCUGAGACAGAGGAAGAAGUAUCUCCAGAACUUAUCAAGAUGUAAUGAAAAAGUAGUUCAGAGAAAAAACCUUGAAGAACUUGAGAAAAACCAAAUAGAUGCAUACGUGGUUAUCAGGGUUCACUCACGGCUUCACAGGAGGAUUCUGGGUGUGAAGGAGCUUCAUGUUUCUCAGAGGCUUAAUCUUUAAAACUAUGAUCCCAUAAAAACCUGACGAUGACUUUGUGUAGUGUGUUCGAUACCUCGACUGUUUCCCCGCCUCUGCCUUCUCCCGAUUGGACAAUUGACUCUCUACAGUGACGAGAACCAAACCUGAACCCUUGAGUUGUUAUCACGUACAUGAAGCUCAACAAGGUGGACUAACUGAGUCCAUUCCAGUCAAUCCAUAAAGCCAUAAUUCUCCAGGGGGCGCCGUGACGUCACUCACACACACACACACACACACACACACACCCCAACAGGAUCCCUAUAACAUGUUUAUUUAACACAGCUCCCCCUGCAGGUCUCUGCUGGUUCCAGCAGGUCUGUGGUGGUCUUGAAGGUUUCUGGUGGUCCAGCAGGUCUCUGUUGGUCCAGCAGGUCUGUGGUGGUACAGCAGCACCCCCUACAGGUGGAGCAGCAGAGCAGUGAGCAGCAGGUCUUCAGUAUUCUCUCACGGUACAGAGUUUCUGACAGUAUUUUAAUUAUGUUUUUAUUAGUUUUUAUUAUUUUGUUUUGCACAAAUUUCAAUAAGCACUUAUGUUUUUUAUUGAUGACAAUGUUUCUAUGACAACGAUAAUGUAACCAAAGCAUUGAAGCACAGUUCCUGUUGGAACAGACACAGCAGUCUGUCUGUACGUUAUUAACCUGAACAGCCAUUAAACACAGCAUUAGUAUUAUUAA
Molecule: messenger RNA, 4792 nt
Organism: Lates calcarifer (barramundi perch)
Lineage: Eukaryota; Metazoa; Chordata; Actinopteri; Centropomidae
Product: rho GTPase-activating protein SYDE1
Biological process (GO): signal transduction
Source: RefSeq, a predicted model, not a curated record